This is a messenger RNA of Pezoporus flaviventris, 2986 nucleotides long. RefSeq names its product enolase 4 (gene ENO4). The transcript has 14 exons. Gene Ontology annotation, molecular function: phosphopyruvate hydratase activity; magnesium ion binding. Lineage: Eukaryota; Metazoa; Chordata; Aves; Psittaciformes; Psittacidae. The record is from RefSeq and is a predicted model, not a curated record. The coding region runs from base 1073 to 2920 and encodes 615 amino acids. Gene Ontology annotation, biological process: glycolytic process. Gene Ontology annotation, cellular component: phosphopyruvate hydratase complex.
AUGUAUCAGAAGGCACAGCUCUUGCAUUGGCUUGCAUUAUCUAGCAUGCUGAGGAUGCCCUCAGAGCACGACACCAGUUACCUCCACGAGUCUUCUUCCAAGAAUACUUAAUUAAACUGGAGCUUUCCUGGCCAAGCACACAGACGUGAUGCAGAUCUGGAACUAGUCCACAGUAACGUACCCAAAGGAGCAGCCGCCCAUCGUGCUAACGUGAAGGAGGGAAGCCUAAUGAGGUAUUCGCUGCCUGCUCUCCUCAAGGAACAGGUAGUGUCAGUUUAGAAACUUACUUUGAGGAAACAGCUUGAAAGAAAAGAGGGUUUAACUCUCUGGAGAGGCACCAUAUUAUUUCUGAAGGAUGUGAAAGGAAAAGAAAACGAUUCAGUAGGGAUUUUUCUUCAUUAUCACCCCACCCAGAGAAGCGAACACACAAUGAGCAAACGUCUACACAUAUUGAUUUUAGAGCUGAGGAAGUGUGCAGCUAACAGCUUUUUAAGUAUCUCCAUUUUCAGUUACUUCAACAAAAUUACCAAUGAACAGUGUAACAAAGUGAAAGUUUUUUUCGUAGGAAAUUGCAGACUAAAAAUGAUCAUUUAGGUUGUGAAACGUUUCUUUUCAUUGAAAGUAAAGGGCUUUUAAACACAGGAGUUACCGGGGCAUUUUGCGACGUUCUCCUCACUAGACAUUUCACAAACCAUAAUCUGUCUCUCUGUCAGGAUGAUAAUUUCACACCAUUUUGUUGCUCGGAGACUUUUAAACCUAAAGAGUACCUGCUCCCGGCAUUCUGACUUGGAUCGCCACAGCCAGCCUGAGGGAAGCGCCGACACGCGCGGUAUUAAGGAAACCACCCCACCCCACCGCCCGGCUCUGCAGCACCCAGCCCAGCACGGGCAGGGGGUUCAUCAGCGGCUCCGCGGCAGCAAACCCCCGUUUACCGACAUUCACCCCCUCAGCAGCACCGUGAGGAGACCCCGGUACCUCAGGAAGGGGUGGCGGUACCGGUGCGACGCUCUCGCGAGAGCUGGGGCAGCCGUCGCCUAGCAGCCAGCCCGGCCUGCACCGCCACAGCCGCGCCAUGGAGGCCGAGGCGGGGCAGAGGCUGCGGGCGUUGCGGAUGGAGGCGGCGGAGUACUACCGGAGCCACGGAGUGCCGCAGCGGAUGGAGGACGCGCUCAACACGCUCUUCCCCCAGCGCCCCGGGGAUCUCUACGGGGAGCUGGCUAACUACUUAUCUAAAUUUUCAAAAGUUCCAGUAAUAUCCAGAUUAGUUGGAAGAAAAGUUCUUGAUGGAGUUGGUCAGCCAACACUGGAAGUGGAAACACACUGUACAGUUAGAAACUAUGAGAGGAGGAUUUGCUCUGUUGUCAUGUCUUCGCAUUUCCAAACACUUGUAAAUGCUUUACCUGAAACAAUUGAAGCUGAUGAGAAAGAAAGGAAUAACUCUGUUAAUGCUGCCGUGGAAUGGGUCAAUGAAUCACUGAGCACAAUGUUAAGAGACGUGAAGCCUACUGACCAGGGUGAAGUUGAUAAGAUGCUUGGUGAAUACUUUACAAAAAAGGUAGAGGAAAAAGAAGAAAUUCGAAAGCGAGAAGAAAAGGAAAAAGGCGAAGAAUCCCCUUCAUGCGUUCCACCAGCAACAGCACUACCUGGGGGAAAAAAAGCAGCAAAACAAGGAAAGAAGGUGUCAGUUCCAGAGAAAAUGAUCCCACCUGCAGAACCCAUUGAAUUGGUGCUUUGUGGCAGCUUAGCCAUUGGAGGAACAUCCCUUGCUAUAGCUAAGGCUGGUGCCACCAUUAACCGUGUCCCGUUGUACUUACAUAUCUCACUGCUGAAACACAAUCAGGAUUCACCUAAAGAAAUGACUCUACCACUCCCAAUGGUUACUGUAUUGAACUGUGAAAAAACUGCAAAACUGAAAUUAGUGAAAGAAGUUAUGCUUAUACCACCAGUUCAUUUAUCAUUCAAACAGGGCUUAGAAAGAGCUCUGGAUAUUCAGAAAGAAUUUAUGAGACUGUUGGAUCUGCUAAGCAAAGAGCCCAGUCCUCGAGCAGCAGACAGUAAGGAAGGAAAAGCACAAAAUACGAGGAAGAAAUCUGUGCAACAAGCCUCAAAAAGAGUAUCACACUUAGGAUGCCCAAUAACAGGAUGUGAUAAUCUAGAACAACUGCUACUCCUAAUGCAAACAGCUUGUGACAAUAGAAGCCUGCAGUUAGGAAAAGAUAUGUACUUAGCAAUAAAUUGUGCUGCUCAUGAAUUAAUGGAUUAUAGUAAAGGCAAAUAUGAAAUACUCACUGGAACAUUCAAAAGCCCUGAUGAAAUGAUUAAGAUGUAUGUGGAGCUGACUGACAAAUUCCCUUUUAUUAUUGCAUUAAUAGAUCCCUUAAGAAAAGAGGACAGGCAGCAAUGGAGUAACAUAUGCUGUGCUCUUGGUUCCAAAUGUUUCCUGAUUGCUGAAGACGCUGCCACGUAUAUUUCCAAACUUAAAAUUGACCAAAACUUAAAUGUACCAACGUGCAGUGGUGUUGUCCUAAAGUAUAUUAACCAAACUAAGGUCUCAGACCUCAUAGAACUUACUGGACUUCUAGACGGUCAAAGACAAAUUACCAUAUUAGGAAGCCCAGAUGGAGAAUCUUCUGAUGAUAGCCUUGUGGAUCUGGCUGUCGGACUGGGUGCCAGGUUCAUCAAGUUGGGAGGUCUUGCCCGCGGAGAAAGGGUGACCAAAUACAACCGCCUUCUUGCUAUAGAGGAAGAACUGGCCGAGAAUAGAACGCUACGUGAACCAACUCUUGAAUUUAUUGCUUUUCCUUAUGAAUCACAGCCAGAAGAACCUUCUGAUGAACUCGCUCCCUCCACAGCUCUCCUAGACAGCCCCACAGGUUCACAGCCUGUCUGCACAGCUCCCAGCAAGCAGCAUACUGACUGACCCAGGUUGUCAACAUUCACUUCUGGAUAAAUUCCUAAAGAAAACCCUGUUCUAGUAAGAAACUCA